Molecule: messenger RNA, 3119 nt
Organism: Passer montanus (Eurasian tree sparrow)
Lineage: Eukaryota; Metazoa; Chordata; Aves; Passeriformes; Passeridae
Gene: NPFFR1
Product: neuropeptide FF receptor 1
Exons: 4
Coding region: 776-2179 (467 amino acids)
Biological process (GO): G protein-coupled receptor signaling pathway
Cellular component (GO): membrane
Molecular function (GO): neuropeptide receptor activity; peptide binding
Source: RefSeq, a predicted model, not a curated record
CCUGUUUAUUUCACCGUGGAAGCCAAAGUGACCCAAGGCCAGUGGCUGUCCCAGAGGUGUGCGCCCACCUCUCAGGUGCUGUGGGUGCUCAAGUUCUGCUGAUCCCUUUCCAGGAAGAAACGUCCUGGAGAGAGUGGUUUCUCAGUGGCAGGAAGGCCACUGCCAAGCACACCCAUGUCCCUUAGCAGCUGGCUGCCUGCAAAAAAACCCCAAAAAAACCCAACAAAACCCCUGGGAGAAACCCCAGGUGUUAUCUCCAAACGCCUUGUUCAAACACCUCCCUUGUUUGUUCCUUUGGGUAUUUAAGGGACAAACACUUCCCAAUGCUGUGUGCGGGCCGGGGACAGCCAGGAAUGGUAAAUCCUGUAAAUAUUUGACUUCCAGACUUGCCAAACUUUGGUACAAGAUUAUGGUAAGAGAUGUUGGGCAUGCUGGAGGAGCUGGGGCUGAGUGGAGCAGCCUGAAGCCAGCACCAGCAUCCCUAAACACCGCGCUGCUCUUCCCUCUGUGUGGAUUGAUGGGUGGAGGAUCUCCCCACUCGUCUUGAGGCUCCUGGCACAUUUUCCUCCCGGGAUGGACAGCUGGGGACAUCGGCCCCCAUCUGGGGACACCGGCCACCAGCUGCCAGCAUCACUGUGGGGACCUCGGCGGCAGCGGGGGGACACGGACCCGGACCCUCCCUCGGGAGCGAACCCGCUCCCUCCCUCUCCGUGCCCCGCUGCUCGCCCCCGCGCUGCCUCACCCAGGGGGGCAGCGUGCGGGUCCCCCGGUAUCCAUGGCGAUGGGCGGCUGUUUCCCCCCGCGCCCCCUCCCCUUCUCCGCCGCAGCCGGCGAGCAGCCGCAACCGGCGCGGCGGCACCGCGGCGGCGGCACCGGGGCUCCGGACCGGCCGGGAGGGACGGAGACAGGGACGGGCGAGCUGCGCCCCCUCCCCGGGCAGCAGCAGAUCGCCUCCGGCCGUAGCGCCUGCACGGCAGCGAUGCAGCCCCCGGAGCCGGGUCGGGCCGGCGGAGGCCAUUUCAAUGGCACCUGGUGGCCCAACUCCAGCGGCAGCCACCUCCCGAGGGAGAACUACACCUUCCUGGCCUACUACCAGCAUUCCACCCCCGUGGCCCUCAUGUUCAUCCUGGCCUACACCUUCAUCUUCCUCAUGUGCGUGGUGGGCAAUGUCCUGGUGUGCUUCGUGGUGGUGAAGAACCGCCAGAUGCGCACGAUCACCAACGUGUUCCUCCUCAACCUGGCCAUCAGUGACCUGCUGGUGGGCAUCUUCUGCAUGCCCACCACCCUGGUGGACAACCUCAUCACAGGCUGGCCCUUUGACAACACCAUGUGCAAGAUGAGCGGGCUGGUGCAGGGCAUGUCCGUCUCCGCCUCUGUUUUCACGCUUGUGGCCAUCGCCGUGGAGAGGUUUCGCUGCAUCGUCCACCCCUUCCGGCAGAAGCUGACGCUGAGGAAAGCCCUGCUGACCAUCGCCAUCAUCUGGGUGCUGGCCCUGCUCAUCAUGUGCCCCGCUGCCGUCACCCUGACUGUCACCAGGGAGGAGCACCACUUCAUGGUGGACACCUACAACAACUCCUACCCUCUCUACUCCUGUUGGGAGGCCUGGCCCGAGACGGGGAUGAGGAGGAUCUACACCACCGUCCUCUUCUCCCACAUCUACGUGGCUCCCCUCGCCCUCAUCGUCGUCAUGUACGCCCGCAUCGCCUUCAAGCUCUUCAAGUCGGUGGCGCCUGCCCACGGCGGAGAGGAGCCGGAGGGGAGGAGGAUCUCCCGGAGGAAGGCCAAGGUCAUCAACAUGCUCAUCAUCGUCGCCCUCUUCUUCACCAUCUCCUGGCUGCCCCUGUGGACGCUGAUGCUGCUGACGGACUACGGGCGGCUGAGCGAGGGCCAGCUGCGCCUGCUCGCCGUCUACGUCUACCCCUUCGCCCACUGGCUGGCCUUCUUCAACAGCAGCGCCAACCCCAUCAUCUACGGCUACUUCAACGAGAACUUCCGCCGCGCCUUCCAGGAGGUCGUCAGGGCCCCGCUGUGCUCGCUCCGCUGCCAGCGCAGGCCCUACGGCCCCCGGAGCCACGGCCGUGGCACCCUCUGCGGCACCCGCAGCCGCGACUCGCCGGCCGUGUCCGAGUCAGGCCCGCUGGCCCCGCGCCGCGCCGGCGUCCCCGCCUGGGACGGCUGAGCAGCCGCGGCCACCAAACCCCUCUGGACAGAGGGAUUGCGGGGAUUGGCCACGAGACAUGGGAAUAAAGGUGUGUCCUGCUGAUGCCUUGUUCCUGGCUAGGCUCUCCACUUCCCCCACGGCGCCAUCCCGAGGGCCCCCGGGCCAUGCCAGAACCCCGUACCCAGCCCAGCCAGGGGGCCAGGGAAUGCAGGGAUCCAGGCUGUCCUGUCCCUGCUUGGCCAUGCCACGGAGAGGCAUGCAGCACCAUGCUGUGCUGGACCAAGCCAUGCCAUGCAGGACCGUGCCAAACCAGCCAUGCCAGGCAGGACUAAGCCGGACUGUGCUGGACCGUGCUAGCCCAUGCUGUCAUGGCCAUGGGGAAUGGACCAUUCCAUGGCCAUUCCAUGGAAGGGCGAUGCUGUGGCCGUGUUUUACCGAGGCAUCCCAUACUGCUGUGGCCAUGCUGGACCAAGCUGGGCUGCACCAAGCCAUCCCAUGCUAUUGUGACCCUGCUAGACCAAACCACGCCGUCCAGGACAAUGCCACUCCUUGCAUUUGUGGCCAUUCCUGACCACAUCCCACCAUACUGCAGUGACCAUGCCACCCCAUGCUGUUACACCUGUGCUGGGCCAAACCAUGCCAUGCCAGAUUGUGCCAGCCCACCCUUCUGUGGCCAUGCCAGGCAGGAUCACACUUGCUACUGUGGCCAUGCUGAACUAUGCUGGGCUAGGACCAUGCUGUGCUGGUCCAUGACAGCCCAGGCUGCUGUGGCCACGGUGAGCAGGACUGUUCCAAGCUGGGCAAGGCCAUUACAUGCUGGGAAGAACCAUUCCCAGCUGAGCAGGGCCAUUCCCAACCGAGAAGAACCAUUCCCAGCCGGGAAGAACCACUCCCAGCCGGCAAUAACCAUUCCCAGCCAGCAAUAGCCAUUCCUAGCUGGGAAGAACCAUUCCCAGCU